Messenger RNA from Cynocephalus volans (Philippine flying lemur), 1785 nucleotides. It is a transcript of the gene ANKRD55, whose product is annotated as ankyrin repeat domain 55. Bases 31 to 1785 code for a protein of 584 amino acids. The transcript is spliced from 10 exons. Lineage: Eukaryota; Metazoa; Chordata; Mammalia; Dermoptera; Cynocephalidae. Gene Ontology annotation, cellular component: cytoplasm; nucleus. Gene Ontology annotation, molecular function: protein binding. The record is from RefSeq and is a predicted model, not a curated record.
GGUGACUCAUCUGAGGAAGUUGACCUGACCAUGGUCUAUCAGGCAGCAUCUAACGGAGAUGUCAAUGCUCUGACUGCAGUGAUUCGAGAAGACCCAUCCAUCCUAGAAUGCUGUGACAGCGAAGGAUGUACGCCCUUGAUGCAUGCGGUUUCUGGACGUCAGCUGGACACAGUGAAGCUGCUGUUGAAGAUGGGAGCCAACAUUAACACACAGGACGCCUAUGGCCGCACGAGUUUAUGCCUGGCCACCUACCUGGGUUGGCUGGAAGGCUGUGUGAGUCUGCUCAGAAAUGGUGCCAAGCACAAUAUACCGGAUAAAAACGGCCGUCUGCCACUGCACGCUGCCACUGCUGAGCCUGACGUGAGGCUCCUAACAGUCCUGUUGCAACAGUCGGAUCUCGGUGAGAUUAAUCACCAGGACAGUGAGGGAAUGACACCACUCCACUGGGCAGCUUUCCACAACCGGCCUCAACACAUCCAAAUGCUGUUGAAGAAGGGAGCAGACCUCACCCUUGUGGAUAAAGACUUUAAAACGGCUCUCCACUGGGCGGUCCAGAGUGGAAAUAGAAUUCUGUGUUCCAUCAUUCUGAGCCAUCACCAGGGCCCAUCCAUAAUCAACCAUGACGAUGAGAGCGGGAAGACAUGUGUACACAUCGCCGCGGCAGCAGGUUUCAGCGACAUUAUUAACGAACUGGCAAGAGUCCCUGAGUGUAACCUGCAGGCUCUGGAUGUGGAUGACAGGACACCUCUGCACUGGGCUGCAGCUGCAGGGAAGGCAGAAUGUGUCCAGUCACUGCUGGAGCUGGGCAUGGACAGCAACCUGCGGGAUAUCAAUGAGAGUACGCCCCUUGCCUAUGCCCUCUACUGCGGUCACUCGGCAUGUGUCAAACUCCUCUCCCAAGAGAGCAGAACAGAGCCUACUCGACCCCUUCCCUCCCAGAACAGCAGACCUCAGAAGAAGGAGGGACGGUUCAGCAUGCUCAACCAAAUCUUCUGCAAAAACAAGAAAGAAGAGCAGCAAGCCCAUCAGAAGGAUCACAACAGGGACCGAUUCCGGGGGGAGGACACUUCGGAAGUUGAUGACAUCAUCACCACCUUUGACAGCCUCGUGGAUACCAACUGCCAAGAACAGCCUGGGGAUCAGGUGGCUAUGGUUGAAUUUAAGAAAAGGACCCCAGAGAAUCCAAAAUAUCUCUUGCCAGAAAAGAAACCUCUGGCCCGUAAGGGGCUUCCACCAAUCAGAACGCAGAGUCUCCCACCCAUCAACCUGGGCAAUAACUUCCUGACAGCCUCCCACGGGGCCACUUCCCAUGCUGGCCUAAGCUCUGGUCCUCAUCAUACUGCCCAGAGAUCUCAGAAAAGUCGAAGUGAGCAGGAUUUGUUAAAUAACAGAACUGGCUGCCAGACAUUGCUAGAUAAUGCCUGGAGGGGUGAUUCUAACCAGGUAUUCUCCUACAAGGCUUGGACUGUGUCUUCUUCUGAUAAGCUGCCAGACAGAUUGCUCACUGGCCGGUCUGGUCACCAUGAGGUCUCAGGGCCACCACAUCUUCCUCAUCUACAUAAUCCUUCAUCAGGACAAAAUUUUCAGCAUCUCUCCCCAAACAGACCCAAAAUCAGGGAUCUUCCUGUCCCUCGGAACAACCUAGCUCCCCUACCAGACCAAAAAUUUCUAUCUGGAGAACCUCUAUGGACAAACCGAGUGCUUCCUGCUAUUCCAAGUCACCGGGGACACAGAAUGCCAGCUGACGAGAGUGAACACUUGGCCGAUCCCAAUGAUGAAAAUUAA